Messenger RNA from Macrosiphum euphorbiae (potato aphid), 738 nucleotides. Lineage: Eukaryota; Metazoa; Arthropoda; Insecta; Hemiptera; Aphididae. The record is from the annotation of a GenBank genome assembly.
AUGGGGAAAAAUAAAAAUAUACCUCUUAGCCGUAGAACCAAAAAAAGACGUAUUGCAGAUCAAAUAUCAAUAAUGACUAGAAGUCUUCAAGCUAACCAUCCUAUUAUUUCUUCAACUUCUCAUAAAAGUCCAGAAUUGAUACACCACAGCUCAGAUAUUUCUGAGAAUGAAUUUAUUCAAUGUAAUGAACUGCACAAUAUUUUACCAGAUGAUCUUAUUUCGGAUAAUCAAAGACCUGCUUUAUCUUCAGAAGACGAAUUAGUCAAAACGAGUAAUUCAUUAGAACAAUUUAUUGAAAAUGUGAGAAUAUGGGCUUCAAACUUUAAAAUCUCAAACAAUUCGCUUGAUGCACUUUUAAUUAUAUUGAAAGAACAUAAAUGUUUUCAACAACUUCCUAGAACUGCUAGGACUGUAAUGCAGACAAAACCAAUAGAUAUUAAUAAUAUGCAUAUAGUAGAGCCUGGUCACUAUUAUCAUUUUGGAAUUAAAAAAGGUAUUAAACGGUAUUUACCUAAUGAAUUUGAAGGAUUUGAUAUUAAAAUUGUUAUUGGAGUAGAUGGACUUCCCAUUUCAAAAUCUAAUUCAAACCAAUUUUGGCCUAUACUAGCCUAUAUUAGACCAAGUAGUGCAGUUUUUCCCAUUGGAAUAUAUUUUGGUAAAUUGAAACCAAAAGAUAGCUAUCAAUUUUUGGAUGAAAUGUGUAAAGAGGCAAGUGAACUUAUCAGUUAUCACAAAUAG